This is a messenger RNA of Mesitornis unicolor (brown roatelo), 1903 nucleotides long. It is a transcript of the gene LARP4B, whose product is annotated as La ribonucleoprotein domain family, member 4B. The transcript is spliced from 13 exons. Gene Ontology annotation, biological process: positive regulation of translation. The record is from RefSeq and is a predicted model, not a curated record. The annotation marks the transcript as partial. Gene Ontology annotation, molecular function: mRNA 3'-UTR binding. Lineage: Eukaryota; Metazoa; Chordata; Aves; Mesitornithiformes; Mesitornithidae. Gene Ontology annotation, cellular component: cytoplasmic stress granule; cytosol.
GUGGAAAUGAACAUUUGCAGCCAGAAGGUCAGGAAGAUUUACGAGAAUUACUGAAAAAAACACUGGAAUUCUGCUUAUCUAGAGAAAAUCUUGCCAGUGACAUGUACCUUAUAUCACAGAUGGACAGUGACCAGUAUGUGCCAAUAAUGACAGUAGCAAACCUUGAUCAUGUCAAGAAACUCAGUACUGAUAUGGAUUUGAUUGUUGAAGUGCUGAGAUCAUUGCCUUUAGUCCAGGUGGAUGAGAAGGGAGAAAAAGUUAGGCCAAAUCAGAAUCGCUGUAUUGUGAUUUUACGUGAAGUACCUGAAACUACCCCCAUUGAAGAGGUUGAAGCACUUUUCAAAGGAGAUAAUUUGCCUAAGUUUAUCAACUGUGAGUUUGCCUAUAAUGACAAUUGGUUCAUCACGUUUGAAUCAGAAGCCGAUGCACAGCAGGCUUACAGAUACCUUAGAGAAGAAGUGAAAACUUUCCAAGGAAAACCAAUUAAGGCAAGGAUAAAAGCAAAGGCAAUAGCUAUAAACACAUUUUUGCCAAAGAAUGGAUAUAGACCUCUGGAUAUGAACCUCUACACGCAGCAGCGUUACACAACAUCCUUUUACUUACCUCCAGUAUACAGUCCCCAUCAGCAGUUUCCAUUGUACAGCCUAAUUGGCCCACAGGCCUGGUCAGCCACGCACAGCUACCUUGACCCUUCCUUGGUAACACCAUUCCCAAAUACUGGAUUUAUCAAUGGGUUCACAUCUCCAACCUUCAAGCCUGCUGCUUCUCCUCUGACAACACUCAGACAAUAUCCUCCCAGGAACAGGAAUCCUAGCAAGUCUCAUAUACGACAUACAAUACCCAGUGCAGAAAGGGGACCUGGGCUUCUAGACAGUCCUUCAAUAUUCAACUUUUCUGCUGAUCGUUUAAUCAAUGGCGUCAGGAGUCCACAGACGCGGCAGCCGGGACAAAACAGGACACGGAUGCAGAAUGCUACGAGUUACACCAAGAGGGAAGUAGGAACUGGACGGAUGGAACAGAGCAGCGUUGACUCCUCGCCUGGAUUAGGCAGAGGAAGGAAAAACUCAUAUGGCUACCGAAAGAAAAGGGAGGACAAGUUUACAAGAGGCCAAACACAGUCUCCACCACCCCCAAAACCUCCAUCUCCUAGCUUUGAGUUGGGUUUAUCUAGCUUUCCUCCAUUACCUGGGGCUGCUGGCAAUUUAAAGACCGAAGACCUUUUUGAAAACAGACUGUCCAGUGUGGUAAUAGGAACGUCAAAAGAAAGAAACAUUAAUGUGGAUGCAAGUACAAACACUAUUCCAUCAGGAAUUCCUCGAGAGCCGUUGUUGCCAGCUUCUUCUACAUUGCCCAGGACAUUUGAAAGGUCUCCUUCGCCAUCCCAGUCGUCUGAGGACUCCAAGGUUGCAGAUAAACAGCAGAGAGAGACACCGAGUACAGAAAGGCUUUCUUCUUCCACACUCAGUACUGCGUGUAAAUCGGUACAAGUCAAUGGGGCUGCCACAGAACUGCGAAAACCUAGUUAUGCAGAAAUUUGCCAGAGAACAACUAAGGAUCCUCCUACAUUGCAACCUCAGAAAGAACAGAAGCCAAACACUGUAGCAUGUGGGAAAGAGGAAAGAAAGCCCACAGAAACAAUAGAGAAAAACAGAGAACCUCCUCCUGCAAAGUCACAUCCUGGACAACCCAAAGACCAGAGGAGACAGUCAGGCCGCAGAUCGUCCCCUCCAGCCGUUGGCAAACGCUUAAAUAAAGAACAGAGUACCCCUCCAAAAUCUCCUCAGUGAAACUAGCACCUGGGAGGGAUUUGAAAAGAGGUCUGCUUCCCACAAAUUAAACCCAUGUUCCCACUAAGACACCUGAGAAUGAGUUGCUGGUUAGGAGCUUGCAGUGAUACCUAGGC